AUGACUGGCAAAAGCAAACCUCCUCCAGCCACAGACCCGGCUCCGGCUGCUCCGGAGAAAGAGCCGGUGCCAAACACAAAGGAGGAACCAGCCCCGGCCCCGGCUGCUGAAGAUCCCCUGGCUCCUGAGCAUCCCCCUGCCCCAGAGCAGCCCCCAGCCCCUGCAGAUGAGCCCGUCCCCACGGCAGAAGCGGCUCCAGCCUCUGAGGAAGGUUCCUCGGCUCCCCCAGCUGAACCCCAAGCCCCAGCCUCUGAGCCUGAGAAACCAAAGGCAGAGCCACCCAGCUCCCCCUUGGCUUUGGCUGUGGAAGAAGUGAGUGAAAACUCAGUUACCCUGACCUGGAGAGCCCCGGAGCAGACAGGUCGCCCGGGCCUGGACGGAUACGUGGUGGAGACCUGCAAAGAUGGAAGCACAGACUGGACAGCUGCGAACCAGGAGCCUUUUCUUUCCACUCGCUACACAAUCCAAGGGCUGAGCUCCGGUGACAAGGUCCAUGUAAGGGUGAAGGCUGUCAGUGCCAGUGGGGUCAGUGUCCCAGCUACCCUGGAGCAGCCAGUCCUCAUCAGAGAGAUCCUCCAGCUCCCGAAGAUCCGCAUGCCCCGUCACCUGCGGCAGAUGUACGUCAGGCGUGUUGGGGAUGCCGUGAACAUAAUGAUCCCUUUCCAGGGAAAGCCACGGCCAGAGGUGACGUGGACCAAGGGUGGGCAGCCCCUGGACAGCAGCCGCGUCAACAUCCGCACCACGGACAAGGACACGGUCUUCUUCAUCCGCGAGGCACAGCGCCAAGACUCGGGCACCUACGAGCUGGCCGUGAGGAUCAACGGGGCAGAGGACAAGGCCACGCUGGACAUCCGCGUGAUUGAGCCGCCGGGCCCACCCCAGAACCUGAAGCUGGUGGAUGUGUGGGGCUUUAACGUGGCCCUGGAGUGGACUCCACCAGCAGACAAUGGGAACUCUGACAUCAAGGGCUACACGGUGCAGAAGUCAGACAAGAAGAGUGGGAAGUGGUUCACGGCCCUGGAGCGCUGCAGCCGCACCAGCUGCACCAUCUCCGACCUCAUCAUCGGCAACAGCUACUCGUUCCGCGUGUUUGCAGAGAACGCCUGUGGGCUGAGCGAGAGCGCCGCCCUGGCCCCCGCCGUGGCUCACAUCGAGAAGACAAAAACUUCCUACCAGCCAGAGAAGAUCCCUCAAAGGGACAUGAUGGAGCCUCCAAAGUUCACCCAGCCCCUGCCAGACCGAACCACCACCCGGGGCUACAGCACACACCUCUUCUGCUGUGUCAGGGGCUUCCCCCAGCCCAAAAUCAUCUGGAUGAAAAAUCAGAUGGAGAUACGAGAAGACCCCAAAUACAUCGCGAUGACCGAGAACGGCGUCUGCUCCCUGGAGAUCCGCAAGCCCAGCCCUUUUGAUGGGGGCAUCUACACCUGCAAAGCUGUGAACCCCUUGGGGGAAGCCUCAGUAGACUGCAGGCUGGAUGUCAAAGGGAUGGUGAAUCUCCACAGUCAUGGCCAGAAAGUGGGGGAAGGAACCAGAAAGCGCAGGGCCAAAGGACCAGAGGUGCUGGUGGAGGCUGGGACAGUCACCUGCUCCUAA
Messenger RNA from Colius striatus (speckled mousebird), 1596 nucleotides. RefSeq names its product myosin binding protein H (gene MYBPH). Gene Ontology annotation, molecular function: protein binding. Bases 1 to 1596 code for a protein of 531 amino acids. Lineage: Eukaryota; Metazoa; Chordata; Aves; Coliiformes; Coliidae. The transcript is spliced from 10 exons. The record is from RefSeq and is a predicted model, not a curated record.